Camellia sinensis is the source of this 648-nucleotide messenger RNA. Lineage: Eukaryota; Viridiplantae; Streptophyta; Magnoliopsida; Ericales; Theaceae. The record is from RefSeq and is a predicted model, not a curated record.
AUGUCUAUGUGGGUAUUGUUGUUGUGGGGGUCCUCUGUCAUUUCUGCUCUCGAACUCACAGCAAUAGUGCUCUUUUCAAACCGUAACAAUGGUGAACCAAACGUCGAGUUUGAUUCUUUCUUGUCAACUGGCUCGUUCGAGUUCAAAUCUUCUUGUGGGUCCUCACCGAUCGGUAUGAGUUCAGCCGACGAGUGGUUCUUGAAUGGUCAAAUCCGACCGAUGUCACCACUACGAACAACACAGUUCCAAUGGCAAGAACACGAAGACAAUGAGGCCUCUCAUCAUCAUCAUCAUCAUCAUCAUCACAUUCUGGAGUUGGAUGAUUCUGAGAACAAAGAAGCUGAAACUCCGUCGAUCAAGACAACACCGUCAGGCUCUGCUUCGUCUUCAAGGUCUUCAUCGUCUGGAAGGAACUCGAAGAAGUGGAUAUUCUUCAAGGAUCUAUUGUACGGAAGCAAAAGCGAAGGUAGAGACAACAAAAAGAAGUUCUGGUCAUCGAUCACGUUCACCUGCUCAUCAUCUUCAAGGGACGAGAAGGAAAAGAAUUGCAAGGAAAUGGAAACACAAAAGCAAAAACGAAGCAAACAAGUUCUCUUAAAAAAACCGAUCGCCAGUACACUGGGAAUAGAGCACAGGGGGAGGAGAUGA